Messenger RNA from Myripristis murdjan (pinecone soldierfish), 2654 nucleotides. RefSeq names its product transmembrane protein 9 (gene tmem9). Lineage: Eukaryota; Metazoa; Chordata; Actinopteri; Holocentriformes; Holocentridae. The transcript has 6 exons. Gene Ontology annotation, cellular component: lysosomal membrane. Bases 214 to 780 code for a protein of 188 amino acids. The record is from RefSeq and is a predicted model, not a curated record.
GUGACGUCACUGGGAGAACCCGGAAGAAGCAGGCAGAGAAGUGCUGUCGGGGAGCUGCGCUUGGCGAACUGCAGCAUCAGGACACUGUGUUUGUGUUUUACAAGCUAGCGUAUUCACUCUGAUGCCUAGCAAAACUACUCACAGCACCUACUGUUGCAACGGGUCUGCCGGAGAUUUUCAGCUGCCAGCGCGGAGUUUCUCGCCUGUGGGAACAUGUCCUCCUGGAGGGAAGGGUCCUGGUCCCAUGUCGUGGUCCCCGUCAUGACUCUGCUCCUCAUGCAGGCUGUUGUUUCAGUCCAUGCUAAGAGCUUUGAGGACGUGCGCUGCAAGUGCAUCUGCCCUCCGUACAGAAACAUCACCGGCCACAUCUACAACAGAAAUGUGUCCCAGAAGGAUUGCACUUGCCUCCAUGUGGUGGAGCCCAUGCCCGUGCCUGGCCAUGAUGUGGAGGCUUACUGUCUGCUGUGUGAGUGCAAAUACGAGGAGCGAAGCAGCAACACCAUCAAGGUGACCAUCAUCAUCUACCUGUCUGUGGUGGGCGCCCUGCUGCUCUACAUGCUGUUCCUGCUACUUGUGGAUCCCCUCAUCCGCAAACAUGACCCCUACACCCAGCCACUGCACAACGAGGAAGACUCUGAGGAGAUGCGUCCGCAGGUGGACAGCGGGCAGGGCAGGGGGAACACUGUGCUGGAGCGGGUCGAGGGGGCACAGCAGCGCUGGAAGAAGCAGGUGCAGGAGCAGCGCAAGACUGUGUUUGACCGCCACAAGAUGCUUAGUUAAACCCCGAGGCUGCUCUCAGACCGCGGCUAGCGUAGGCGAUUUCCACGGGCUCAGCGCUAUUCCACUGUCACCAGCUGCUUUAUUACUAAUCCCUGUCUCAUUUCAACGCGCUGCACACUCUGAAUUGCGAUUUUUACCUCAUAGAGGAGCAUUUAGAAAUACUGAUCUCACAAGAGUAGAUAGUUUUAAUUUAUUUAAGCGUAAUAUUCUAGAUUAAGUUGUGGUAUAGAACUGUGAGCCUGCAAAAUCUCACUGAAUUCAUCGUUCAAUCAUUUCAGCAAAAUUGAGAGUUAAAGCUUUUUCUGCAAACAAUGCAAUAGGUUGGAAUGCUUCUAUGUAAUGCUGGCACUUUUUUGACCAUUUAAGCAUCACUAUGAUCAGCCUUUAAGCUUUCUUAUGAUUUUGACGAUAAUUAUGAUUUUGUUGUUUUACGUACUUGCCAAAAUAAUUAAUCACCAAGCAGUUUCUCUUGUAGCACUGGAUACUCACUGGAUAAGGUAACAGUGACAGUGCCCUACUUAUGCUAUUGCAAAGCAAUGCACUUUGCCUAAUUUUAACACUAUAUAUAAUUAUUUAUUUGGCCUAUUUUGCGGCGCAGAGUGACUAAGUCAGAUUCAGUAAAUACUAAUAAAAGGACUGUUCAUUUCUUAGCUGUGACUUGGGAUUGUGACUUUAUAGCUUUGACAUUGGUACCUUUUAAGAUAGCCACAACAUGUGCCUUUUUCUCUUUCUCUGUUUCUCUGGGAGAGGAUUCAUUGCACCAGUUGCAAAAUCUGGCAGUGUCAUGUUGCCGUGCUUAUCCAUAAAUUUACACACUUUGCAAAACACACUGGUAGGGUCCACCAGUAUAUUUGACGUACAUGAUCAACAACGAAGCAGUUACGUUGUUAUAAAUUAAACUUAGAGUGCAGAAUUCACUGGUGGAGUCUAACGAUUUGGAAGAGUUUGAGUUCUGUGAGAUAGUUGAAAGAGUUAACUUUAAUUUACUUGAUUGAUUUUAAUUGAUUGAUCUGAUUGAUAAUUGUUUAAUUAUGUGCCAUGUGCCGUCCCCAGCCCACUUACGCAGGCUUAUAUGACACAGUAUUUAUCAUAUAUAGUGAAAAAUCAAACAGAAAAUGCACAACAUAUACAAAGUUGUAGUCUGUAGAAUUACAUGCACACUUGAUAUGGGAGUCACAUCUGCAUUAAGUCAACUAGUUUCAUUUGGAAUCCUUGGGCUUCUCUUAUUUUAAUCAAUAAAAACACAAAUUCCACCAAGUUUUUUUUUUUUUUUUUUUGUGAAUAAAACCUAUGCGCUAGAUUUUGCAGUGGGGUUUGAUAGGAUACACUCCCCCAUACAAAGAGAGAACCAGAGAACAGGGCAUAUCACAGCUACCUUUAAACAGAGCUUUACAGCGUUUCUCAGAUGAAUUAAAUUAGUGAACUACGUCGGUAAUGUGGUUUCGUGUGGCAGCGCUUAACCGCAUCCUGAUAGGUUGCACAUGACAAACUGAUGCACAUGAUGCGUCAUUGUGUCAUGUGCAUUAUUGUGUGCCAUUGGAUUCUCUCUCACGUUUCACUACUGAAGCUCUCUGUUGGGAAAUUUUCAAUAAAUCACAGAAGGGCACGCUGUGAGGGAAGGCAUUACCUCACGUAGGAUGACCACUGGUGAACUGUAUUUAUGAAGGUUUGUUUUGAUCGCUGAAGUGUUUGCAUAAUUUAUUUGAAACAUAAUUUCAUAUCACUUAUGUAUUUUGAUGUUGUAAGAUUUUUUUUUUUCAAUCAAUGUUGUGUAUUUAUAGCCAUUCCUGUCUGACUGGAAUGGUGCACUGAAUGUUUUGUUUAUGUCUAUACAUUGUGCUUGGUGUAAAAUAAAAAAAAAUAUUCUGGUUGAG